Messenger RNA from Athene cunicularia (burrowing owl), 10055 nucleotides. RefSeq names its product phospholipase C epsilon 1 (gene PLCE1). Gene Ontology annotation, molecular function: guanyl-nucleotide exchange factor activity; phosphatidylinositol-4,5-bisphosphate phospholipase C activity. Gene Ontology annotation, biological process: small GTPase-mediated signal transduction; lipid metabolic process; phosphatidylinositol-mediated signaling. Bases 620 to 7483 code for a protein of 2287 amino acids. The transcript is spliced from 34 exons. The record is from RefSeq and is a predicted model, not a curated record. NCBI's taxonomy places the organism in Eukaryota, Metazoa, Chordata, Aves, Strigiformes, Strigidae.
UGAUGUGAGACCUCUCCUCCCACAGUAUUUUUCUCUGUGCUACAGCAUACAGCAAGAAUGCUGUUGCAGUGAUCUCUGUGUUGCUACAGUUGCUUUGGAUUACAGCUAUGUACCAAAUUGCAAGGGAAAAAGAAAACCCAGUGUUUUAAUAUACAGGCUGAAUUGCCUUCUGAAGACAGCAUUUUGCUUCUGGUGUAAUUUUAGAAAACCAACUUGGAUGCCCUACGGGGAGAUGCAUCUUUGACAUGGAUUAUAUGUUGGCUCAUCUUCUACAACCUGAGGCAGCGGCGUAUGUGCUACAUAUGAUAGCAGAAUUAAUUGUGGGAAGAGACAAGUCAAAUGGCUACAUCACAAUAAGAAGCUGGUUUAAAAAUACUUGUAUUUCAUGCCAGUAUUUCAAGGCUGGGAAAGCAUAGUAGACCAACAGUAAAAAAAAUUACUUUUUUUUUUUCUAAAUCCAGUUCAAAAAGAGCAAGUAGUCAAUGCAUAUUUUACCAUGCGUUCCCUGAUUAUUUAGCACUGAACCUUUUAUUACACUUGAAAUCAUGGUGUGAGGAUUGGUAGACAACACCCUGCCCCCAUCCUCAACACAUAUCUAGCAACUAAGGACUGUGUCAGGAUGACCUCUGAGGAGACGACAGGGUCUGUUCUCAUCUCUGUGGUACAGGGUAAAGUGAUACCUGCUCAGUCAGCUGGAGAUGAAAAUACUGAAAAUGCUUUGGACACCAGUGUUAUAAAAAGACAUACUGCCAGUCUGGGAAGGCAAACCACACGUGCUCUCUCAUACUUACACAGACUUGAAGAAGAAAGUCUUCAGGGCUCAGUGCCCAAAAUAUUCUCUCUGGCGAAAGAACGACUGACUAAUGACAACAGUAAUGAAAACUUAUGGGAGAGGAACAGGUCCAUCCCUGAUUCAGUGGAAUUUCUUAACAUUAACUGUAACAUUGUGCAGAAGAACUACAAGAGUAGUAUCCCAUGCAGCCAGUUGUAUAAAUCUUGUGAUCCUUUAGCAGGGGGAGAGGCAUGCCUGGAAACUGGAAUUCCUGUUUCACUGGAAAGAGCCAUGCUUGCUGAAAUUCAGCUAAAAAUGAAUGGACCUUCGUUAAGAAGCCAGACAGCAGUAAAUAAGAAUGACAGCAAUGAUACUGAUAAAGUGGCCUUUUUUCACUUUCAUUGUGCUAGUGAAAGGAAUAUAUCAAAGGCUUUGUGCAGUUUACAUAAUGGCUUCAUUUUGGAUGACUGCUUGCAGCCAGUAAGUGUUGGUGAUGGUAACACCACUGGUUCCCCAGUAAUGGAGUUGACAAAUAAUUGUGAGAAUGAAAAUGGGCAGCAGUUGUAUGAAGAUGCCUUAAGGGAUAAGUAUUUAUAUCUGGAAAGAGCACCACGAAAGGUUAAAGUGGCAUGCUCAGGUCACAGCUUUUGUGGAAAUAACUUUACUGGAAGAACACCUUUAAAGCCCUUUCUGAGCCAUUUUGAAGACUGUAAUGAUAACUGUGAAGAAGAGAUGGAAGAGGAUUUUUUUAGAAACAAAAAGGAACGUUCUACUUUAUUAAUAAGACGUUUCUGUAAAAAUGAUAAGGAGGUUAAAAAAUCAGUUUAUACUGGAACAAGAGCAAUUGUUAGGACUUUACCUUCAGGGCACAUAGGAACUGUUGCUUGGAAUUAUGUUGAGCAAAGGAGAAACAAGAGUGGCUUGAAGAUUUCUAGGAUUACAACAGAACAGCUAACUGUAAUCCAGUCCUUAAUAAAAUGGGAAUUUAAUUCCUUUCCUGAGAAGUCUUUAUGGUAUGAGAUCUUCAAUACAGUGAGAGACGAAGAAGGAGCAGAAGAUAUUUUUGAAUAUUUUCCUCGUCUUCUGAGAAGGCACCCAACACUUGAUACAGACUGUAUAUGCAGAGGUGAUGGUUUUUAUAUAAAACCAUGUGUAUCAGGUGCCUACUGUCAAUAUCGGGCCACUUUACAGAGGACUGCACUCUCUAACUAUAUAACUGGUGCUUUACUAGAAGCAACUACAUCAUUAGGAGCAAGAAACGGCCUUUUAAGUAUCUUCGGAGGGUCAACUGGAAGAAUAAUGCUUAAAGAACGUCAAGCCUGUACAUCUAUGGCUGGCUCCAGCGUCCUUCCCUCCAACGCGGCUGGUAUCAGUAAAGAGCUGAUCGAACUGCAGCACCUCAUCCAGUUCCCCGAGGAGGUUGCCAGCAUUCUGACCGAGCAGGAGCAGGAGCUCUACCGGAAAGUCUUACCCAUUGACUACCUCUGCUUUUUAACCAGGGAUUUGGGUAAUGCUGAAUGUCAAAGCAAGCUACCAUCUAUUAAAGCUUCCAUAUCUGCUACUAUUCUUUCUUCCCCCAAUGAUGAACAUAAUGCUGUAGAAGAUCUUGUGACAAGGUUUAAUGAGGUGAGCUCGUGGGUUACCUGGCUGAUCCUGACUGCAGGUUCUAUGGAGGAGAAACGAGAAGUCUUCUCAUAUUUAGUACAUGUGGCAAAAUGCUGCUGGAAUAUGGGCAACUACAAUGCUGUAAUGGAAUUUCUGGCAGGGCUAAGGUCAAGAAAAGUUUUAAAAAUGUGGCAAUUUAUGGACCAGUCUGAUAUUGAAACGAUGCGAAGUCUAAAAGAUGCCAUGGCACAACAUGAGUCAUCAUCUGAAUACAGGAAAGUGGUCAACCGGGCACUCAAUAUUCCAGGCUGUAAAGUUGUUCCUUUCUGUGGUGUAUUUUUAAAAGAGCUUUGUGAAGUUUUGGAUGGAGCAUCAAGCCUUAUCAGACUCUGUCCACGAUAUAACUCCCAGGAUGAAACAUUAGAGUUUGUUUCAGAUUACAGUGGACAAGAUAAUUUCUUGCAACGAGUAGGCCAAGAUGGUUUAAAUAAUCCAGAAAAAGAAUCAACAGCAAACAAUAUAUUUCAAACUAUUCGGAGCUGCAAUCGCAGUUUGGAAUCAGAAGAGGGUGAAGACAAUUUUAGUGAAGGGAGCGAUUCAAGAAAAAACUCUUUGAAGGACAAAAACCGGUACCAAUUUAUAAUCGGAGAUCUUUCAGAUUCCGAAAGUGAUAUAUUUGAGCAGUUGAAAGAGUGGGACACAAAUUCAACAGAAGAGCAGCAAAAGGCUUUCUGCCAUGGGAUAGAACUCAUUCCUUGGUACGUGUUAUCUAUAAGAGCUGACGUCCAUCAGUUCAUGCAACAAGGGGCAACUGUCAUUCAUUAUGACCAGGAGACACAUCUCUCGGCACGUUGCUUUCUUCAACUUCAGCCUGACAAUAGUACUUUGACUUGGACAAAACCCACAACGGUUUGCCCUGCAAAUGCUAAGGCAAAACUGAGUGUGCUGGGUAAUACUGCUGAGCUUGGUAAAUACCAGUUUCUUGGUAAUACUGGACUGAUGGAAGGUUUUUUGGACUUGUUUUCAGCCAAGGCUGUAUAUAUGGGACACUCUGGCAUUGAUAUGCACACUGUGUGUGUUCAAAAUAAACUUUGUAAUAUGUCCCUUGAAGAAAAUGGUAUAACACUACUUUAUGGACUUCAGACUACUGAUAAUAAGUUGCUGCACUUUGUUGCUCCAAAAUAUACUGCGAGAAUGCUAUAUGAUGGAUUGCUGGAAUUGACUAAAGCCGUAAGAAAAAUGAGGAGAUUCCCUGAUCAAAGACUACAGUGGCUACGGAAACAGUAUGUCAGCCUUUACCAGGAGGAUGGAAGGUUUGAAGGCCCCACCUUGGCUCAGGCUGUUGAACUGUUUGGAGGCAGACGAUGGAGUGCAAGGAACACAAGCACGGGAACUCUUACCAAAAGCACCGAGAAACCUAGUGUACAGAGAAACAACACUCUGGGAAUAAGUACAGCUAAGAAAAAGAAGAAAGUACUCAUGAGGGGGGAAAGUGGAGAGGCCACUGAUGAUGAAAUGGCAACUCGGAAGGCAAAAAGCAGUAAGGAAUAUCGUAACAGAAGUGGUUCGGAUCCCCAAGAUAUUGAUGAACAAGAACCAGAUCAAAAUAUUAUUGUUAAUGCUUCUCCAUCUAACAACCUGCCAUCAAGAAGAGCUCACUCUCUGACAGCAUCUGGAUCUCCUAAUUUAGGAGCUACAUCAUCUUCACCAGCAAGACCAGUGUCUUCUCCUGUGAUGUCUUCAAGCAAGAGUCAGUCUAGCACAUGGAGCAGCAGUAGCUGGCAUGGCCGCGUUAAAGGAGGAAUGAAGGGGUUUCAGAACUUUAUGGUGUCUGACAGUAACAUGACUUUUGUGGAAUUUGUAGAGCUCUUCAAGUCUUUCAGUGUCCGUAGCCGCAAGGAUCUGAAAGACCUUUUUGAUGUCUAUGCUGUGCCUUGCAAUCGAUCUGGUUUAGAGCCUGCUCCACUUUACACUAAUUUGAAGAUUGAUGAAAAUAGCAGUGGAUUCCAGCCAGAUUUAGAUUUGUUGACUAGGAAUGUUUCAGACCUUGGUUUGUUCAUUAAGAGCAGGCAGCAACUAUCAGACAACCAGAGACAAAUAUCUGAUGCUAUUGCUGCUGCCAGUAUAGUAACCAAUGGUACUGGAGUUGAAAGCACAUCGCUGGGAAUAUUUGGAGUGGGAAUCCAGCAGCUAAAUGACUUUCUAGUGAAUUGCCAAGGAGAACACUGCACCUAUGAUGAAAUCCUCAGUAUUAUCCAGAAAUUUGAACCCAGUGUCAAUAUGUGCCAGCAGGGGCUGCUAUCUUUUGAAGGAUUUGCAAGAUUUUUGAUGGAUAAAGACAAUUUUGCCUCCAAAAACGAUGAGUCACAAGAGAACGCUGAGGACUUGCACUUUCCACUGUCAUAUUACUACAUAGAAUCUUCACACAAUACUUACCUUACAGGCCAUCAGCUUAAAGGGGAAUCCUCGGUAGAGCUCUACAGCCAGGUUCUUUUACAAGGCUGCAGAAGUGUAGAAUUAGACUGCUGGGAUGGCGAUGAUGGGAUGCCUAUCAUUUAUCAUGGCCACACUCUUACUACUAAGAUCUCUUUCAAGGAGGUAGUUGAAGCUAUUGAUCGCAAUGCGUUUAUUGCCUCUGACAUGCCAAUUAUCAUAUCAAUAGAAAACCACUGUUCAUUGCCUCAGCAACGCAAGAUGGCUGAAAUUUUCAAGAAUGUAUUUGGAGAUAAAUUGGUAACAAAGUUUUUAUUUGAGAGUGACUUUUCUGAUGAUCCCAUGCUUCCUUCACCUGGCCAACUGAAAAGAAAAAUCCUGCUUAAAAACAAGAAGCUGAAAGCCCAUCAAACACCAGUGGAUAUAUUGAAACAAAAGGCUCACCAGCUGGCCCAUAUGCAAGCACAGGCUAGUAAUGGUACUACCAACCCCACGCCUACCAACGAAGAGGAAGAAGAUGAAGAGGAUGAAUACGACUAUGACUAUGAAUCUCUCUCUGAUGAUAACAUUCUUGAAGACCGACCUGAGAAUAAAUUAUCAAGUGAUAAACUGCAGUUUGAAUAUAAUGAAGAGACUGCCAAACGAAUAAAGAAGUCUGAUUGUGCUACUUACAAUAAUAAAGGAAAGGUUUAUGACAUGGAGCUGGGUGAAGAAUUCUAUCUUCCACAAAAUAAAAAGGAAAGCAGACAGAUAGCCCCAGAGCUAUCAGAUCUUGUAAUUUACUGUCAAGCUGUAAAGUUCCCCGGCUUGUCAACUCUAAACCCAUCUGGCUCUAGCAGAGGAAAAGAAAGAAAAAGCAGGAAGUCCAUUUUUGGCAACAAUCCUGGCAGGCUGAGCCCUGGGGAGUCAGCUACUCUUGCCAAAGCAUCUGGAAAAGGUCCUUUUGAUGUGAUGCGGCAGACCUGGGAAGAGCCUUGCUCUCCUUACAACUCCCCAGCUUCUCUCAGUGCUAUCAUAAGGACGCCCAAGUGCUAUCAUAUCUCCUCCCUGAAUGAGAACGCUGCCAAGCGGCUGUGCCGGCGGUACUCUCAGAAGCUGAUCCAGCACACCACCUGUCAGCUCCUGAGGACCUACCCUGCUGCUACGCGCAUCGACUCCUCAAAUCCCCAUCCGCUGAUCUUCUGGCUCCAUGGUGUACAGCUCGUGGCUCUUAACUACCAAACAGAUGAUCUUCCUCUGCAACUUAAUGCAGCGAUGUUUGAGGCUAAUGGUGGCUGUGGAUAUGUUUUGAAACCUCCUGUUCUGUGGGAUAAAAAUUGUUCAAUGUACCAGCAGUUUUGUCCGUUAGAAAGAGAUCUUGAUAAUAAAGAGCCAGCUAUAUAUUCUUUAACAAUUGUGUCUGGACAGAACGUCUGCCCUAGCAAUAGCAUGGGCAGUCCCUGCAUUGAAAUCGAUGUGCUGGGGAUGCCUCUGGAUAGCUGCCAUUUCCGGACAAAGCCCAUUCAUCGCAACACUCUCAACCCCAUGUGGAAUGAACAGUUCCUUUUCCGGGUUCACUUUGAAGAUUUGGUCUUUCUCCGGUUUGCAGUUGUUGAAAAUAAUAGCUCAGCUGUAACAGCUCAGAGAAUCAUUCCCCUAAAAGCUCUAAAAAGAGGCUAUAGGCAUGUCCAGCUCCAUAACCUGCACAAUGAAGCAUUAGAAAUUUCUAGUUUGUUCAUAAACAGCCGGAGAAUGGAAGAAAGUCCCUCUGGAAACACUGUGCCUGCAUCUCUGUUGUUUAGCAUGGGGGAGAGGAAAGCUGCUGGGACUUACAAAGUGACAAUUCAUGGAAUUCCAGGCCCAGAGCCUUUCACUGUUUUUAAUAUAAGUGGUGGGACCACGGCUGCAAAGCUUCUUCAUCAGCUCUUGGCUACCACAAAAGGCACCGAGUCAUGUGCUGCAGACUAUUUUCUGAUGGAAGAGAAAAGCUUUAUAUCUAAAGAAAAGAGUGAAUGCAGAAAACCACCAUUCCAGAGAGUGAUUGGUCCUGAAGAAGGGCUAGUGCAGCUUUUGAACAGUUGGUUCCCAGAAGAAGGAUAUGUUGGAAGGAUUAUCUUUAAAGCCCGAGAGGAAAAUUUAAAUGAGCGAAAUGCCUUUCAAGAAGCAAAGGAAGACACAGCCAUCAGCUCUGAGGAUGACAGUUUCUUUGUUCAGGUGCAUGAUGUCUCCCCAGAGCAACCACGCACCGUCAUCAAAGCUCCCCGCUUUAGCACAGCUCAGGAUGUCAUACAGCAGACUCUUUGCAAAGCCAAAUACUCCUACAGCAUUUUGAGCAAUCCAAAUCCAAGUGAUUAUGUGCUUUUGGAAGAGGUGACAAAAGAGCCAGCAAACAAGAAGUCCUCAACAUCUAAACCAUCCCAGAGGAUUCUCUCUGAUCAAGAGUGUGUGUUUCAUGCCCAAAGCAAGUGGAAGGGAGCAGGAAAAUUUAUCCUUAAACUCAAAGAACAGGUUCAGGCAGCACGAGAUGACAAAAGAAAAGGCAUUUCCUUUACCAGUGAACUCAAGAAGUUAACCAAGUCAAGUAAGCAGUAUCGGGGAUUCAUAUCACCACCUCUGCAGGUGUUGCCGGACAGUCCACAGAGCAAGGAUGAGAGGUCUGCGUGCAGUUUGACUUUCAGUGACAUUAUGGAAUAAUAAGCACCACUGCCUACAGUAGUCUAUUCAGUGCCUUUGAAGGAACCUGCUGCGGACUGAACUGGUCACUAAUUUUGUGCCCUGUGCUACAGAUGCUUAAUCCAGGCAAUACUGCUGGAUUAACAUCCAGAAUCUGGGAAUCCUAAAUGGGAUGUUGUAGAUUGGAAAGAUGCCUGUCAGCUCUCGGAAGUCUUCUCUUCCCUCAUCUUCACAUCUGCAGAUUCUCGGUAGGCGGAUGAAGAAGUUUUCUUGGACUGUACGUUGUAAACAAACAUGUGUUGUCACCCUCCCCUUUUUAAACAAAAGAUAAUUUUAGCCAGUUGCCUUUAAAGAAACUGAAGGCAGAGAACCAGAGUUUUCUUUUAUGUGUAUUAUAUUAAAAUAAUGCACUUUUACCUGAAGAUUUCUGUUAAACACUGUGUUAAGUGAUUGUAAAGAGAUUUAAAUAUACUGUAACUUCCUCUGCCUAUCUGUUUAACUUUGGUGAAUAUACACAAAAUGCUCAAAUUAUUUAUGUUUUAUCUACUUUAACAAAAUAAUGUACAAUAGCUAAAAAACACCUAACUAGUAGUGAUACUUUGACAAGGAACAACAUUUUCUUCUUAUAAAUUCUAGUUUUCCAGGCUUGUGUUUAAAGAAUAUUUAUUAUCAUGUUUCUGAGUACAUGCCAUUGUAUAAUAUAUUUAUCAUAUACUACUUUUUAGAAAAUGCAGAAUUUUUACCUCUCUCUGGAUAUAGAGGAAAAAAUGUUUUAACUUUUCUGGUUGUUUCUUUUCAGCACAAAAUGUUUCAUACCCAAAACUGACCAAACUCAAACCAAUACAUUGAUAAAUGUAAUUAAUAUUUUAAAUUUUGAAUUCAAAAUAACAUUUUUCCAUACAGUCAGGAAAUGUCUUUUUACUUGUCUGUUAAACCCAGAGAGUAUAAAGAACUCUUACACUAUAACUCUUGACGUUUUUGUUUACAUAGAAACACUGUUGUGAAGUUUUACAUUUGCUGAAUUAUCUUUUGAUAUUUAAGCCAGUUAUGGUUGUCUCUUUUAUUUCUCCAUGGGAGUUACUAAUGAGCUUUGUUAGUUAAAACAAUCCAUACCAACAUACAGGGGCACAAAUGAAACAACUGCUGAAAUCGGUCAUCCCUUUGAUUUCCCACAAGAAGUGAACCUGUGGUGAGUAAAUUGCUCUGCACGUGUUUUGUCUCAGUAGAGCAAUCCCUAAAUAAAGCAUUUCAGUUACCUGGUGUGACUAAAUUGGGAAAUGCAUGAAUACAGAGAGUGAUUCAUGCACUCAGUUAUUCCACAUCAACUUUGGCACUCAAGCACAAAACGCUGCUGCUCCUAUAAGAGAAGCUGCAUCAGGCAAAGGAUAGAACUGCAGUGUAAAUAAACUGAGGUUUACUUUUGGUAGUGCAAGGAAAGGUAAAGAAGUUACAGGCAUUAGUCCCGUGACAACCAACAUCCCCCCUGCAGUAAUUAGAAAAUUAAAUAAAAGAAAGCAAAGUCAGUAACUGACAUAUAAACAAGCAGACAGAACCUGCAUUCUGUCACCAGAAGCUAAGUCCUUCACUAUACACUACAGAAAAUGUCUAUAAAGUAGCUAUUACCAAAGCAAAAAAGUGCCCUCUAGAGGUAAUUUCCAGCUUUCAGGAAAAAUAACCACAGACACACAAAAAAGUUGUUUCCCUGUGGAAUAUCCUCCCAGAAGCCAUGCACUUCCCACUGCUUAUCCUCAGUACUGAUGUAGCAAAACAGCACUGGGCAAUUCAGCAACAUGAUCCAAUUAAAACCUCAACCACCUCCUAGCUCAGACGCUGCACACGUGUUACGAAUCCUAACUAUGUAUACAGCCAGCCCCUGUAAGCAUGAGUGUGCUCUCUCUCUACCCCACGGCACACACAUAAUGCCAGACUGAUACUGAGUAAAACGUUAGAAGUGACAACUUACCCAUAGCUUUAUAUGCAUAGUUUGCUUUGGAAUACUUUGGAAUUACUGGGAAAUACAUCAACCUACUGCACAAUGGAACUUUUUUUUUCUUAGUUUCAUUCUCUCUGUUAUUUUAACACAGUAGCAGUUCAUCACCACUAAUUUUUUGGUGUUUUUAUAGCACUUCAGAAACAAUACUUACUUUCCUAUAGAGUUAGCCCUUACCUGUUAGGCGCUUUUUUGUUGUUGUUCAGCAGCAAUGAAAAUAAAUUCUUAACAUCACCUGCAGUAUCAUAGUAGUCUGGAAGACACACUUGUUAAUUCAUUAGAUUCAACACAGAUAGUUCUUACACCCAUGCUGUCAUCCACUAAUGCUCUUCUAUUACAUAGAUUUAAAAAAAAAAAACCUCGGGAAAUCAAGGGAAAACAGUAGCCAUAUCACAUUGUGUAAUGCAGGUCUAACAGUAGCCUGAAGUCCAGUGGCAAUUUAAAAACAGUACUUUUUACUACUUCUGUUAAUAUAAUCAUUUUUUAGCUGUGAGAUUAGUUUAUUAAUAUUUGUAUCUUCCUCAUCAAACAAAGUCUGAAGUUGCUUUUGCUGCUGUUUAUUACAGUGAAAGAGAAAAGCAAAAUAUUUAACUUUCUAUUAAA